Molecule: messenger RNA, 222 nt
Organism: Lymnaea stagnalis (great pond snail)
Lineage: Eukaryota; Metazoa; Mollusca; Gastropoda; Lymnaeidae
Source: the annotation of a GenBank genome assembly
UGCGAUCCAUUUACCUACGGCACUGACACAUGUAACCAGAACUGCUCCUGUGAACAACAAGGCACAUUGUUUUGCAACACUUUCACCAGCCAGUGUACUUGUAAAAAUGGUUGGACUUCUGCUAACUGUGAGGUCGACAUCAAUGAAUGCGAUAAUCCCAACACUUGCCCAGAUUUGUAUUCUCUGUGUUUUAAUACAAAAGGAAGCUACAUGUGUGUCUGU